This is a messenger RNA of Drosophila rhopaloa, 1597 nucleotides long. Its product is annotated as gamma-butyrobetaine dioxygenase. Gene Ontology annotation, biological process: carnitine biosynthetic process. The coding region runs from base 94 to 1386 and encodes 430 amino acids. Lineage: Eukaryota; Metazoa; Arthropoda; Insecta; Diptera; Drosophilidae. Gene Ontology annotation, molecular function: oxidoreductase activity. Gene Ontology annotation, cellular component: mitochondrion. The transcript is spliced from 2 exons. The record is from RefSeq and is a predicted model, not a curated record.
UUCCUGCGGACAAUCGCGGAGAUUGCUGGCUGGAGCAGCCGCAAUCUGUGGUGCAAGUGGUGUCUCUCCCGGGAGAAAACGGUCAGCGAUAAGAUGAAGCUUUGCUUAUCAGACAGUUCAGUUCGCCACUCUUACUUUGUCGAUGGUUUGCCAGUAGAAGCCGCAAUGAAGAGCUGUAGACAACUGAUUUCCCGGCUGCUCCCCCUCAGGAAAUCAAGCACACUGGCCCGUGUGAACGCAUCCUCCGGCCAUGUGGAAGUGCAGGAAGAGCAGGGCAGUCCCCUAAAAUACCCACAAGUUUGGCUGAGAGACAACUGUCAGUGUGCCGGGUGCUUCCACUCCGCCACGAGAGCCAGAAAAAGUCACUGGGAGCGUGGACCACUGAAUAUUGGAGUGUCCCAAGUGGGUUUUAACCAGGAGGAGCAGCAGUUAGAGGUCAUCUGGCAGGACAAGCAUCGGAGCACCUUUGACAUCGCUUGGCUGCGGGAAAGGGACUUUGGUGAGGCUGCCAGAAAGCGGUAUUUGCAGGAGGUGUACAAACCACCCGCACAACUCUGGGGAAAGUCGGAUUUUGAGGCUGUGAGGAGAGAAUUCCAAUAUCAGGACGUUCUUCAGCAGAAAGCAGUGCUCAAGGAUUGGCUGGAGGCACUGGCCGUUCAGGGAUUCGCCAUUCUGAAAGGGGCUCCCAACGAUAUCAAUGUGGCCAAGCAUUUGGCCAAAAGGAUCGGAUAUAUCAAGCGCACCACCUACGGCGAUGUUUUUGAGGUGAAAUCGAAACCAAAUGCGGGCAACUACGCCUAUUUGAUGACUCCCCUACCGCUCCACACGGACAUGCCAUAUUACGAAUACAAGGCGGGCAUCAACAUCCUGCACACACUCGUCCAGUCGGAAUCGAAGGGCGGAGCCAACACCCUCACAGAUGGCUUCUAUGUUGCCUCUCAGCUGCAAAAGCAGCAUCCGCAGGACUUUGAAGUACUUAGGUCGGUGCCCGUGAACUGGUUCGACAUUGGACACGAUGGCGAUGACUCCAAGCCCUUCCACAGCCUCUGGAGAGCCCCGGUGAUUUGUCUAGAUGCAGACGGCGGAUUCGCGAGGGUUAAUCAAAACACCACCAAGCGCGACAGUCGCUUUUCAGUUUCCUUGGAACAGGCUGUGUCCUGGUACAAUGCCUAUGACAAAUUCCUGGCUAUUGCCCAAUCCGAGGCCGUGGAGUUUAAGACGCAAGCUGGCGAUGUUUUUGUGUUCAAUAACCUGCGCAUGUUGCACGGAAGAACGGCCUACGAGGAUGCGCCGGGCAACAAACGCCAUUUGGUGGGCGCCUACGUCGACUGGGACAUCAUCUACUCCAAACUGCGAACCCUCAAGUUCCCAAAUGCCAAGGAUUAGGCUCAAAUAAAGCUUACGGGUAAAUUGAGAAGAUCACAUGAGAUCCGUGCUUUUUUUGACUGAGCCACAGGGCGGUGUAAAGGAAAAUUUUAACUCGGCUCUAAGUUGCAAAACGUAGAAUUUGAUUUAAAGAUUUUAUGCAAUUUAAAAAUGUAGUUUUUCUUUUUCAUAUUAUGUUCAAAACAAGGUAAUAAAUUAAAAUGGUCAGUAA